CGCAUCACCCCGCUGCGGCGCUGCCUCUACCCCUCACUAUCAGGCCCAAGGUUGCGAGGAGAGGAGAUCACAGUGUGAGUGUGGUUGUGUGGGGCAGGACACAGUGGGCAACCGGCAGAUUCUGGGAAGACCGUACUUUCUGCUAGCUUCUCCUUUGAUAUUCCGCGGGAGACAAAGGAAGAUGAAGUGGGUGGCGGUGGCUGUGAUGCUGACGGCGGCGCUAACGGUGCAAGCAUCCAAUGAGGAGAACUCUGUACAGGCUCAUCACGGACACCUGUGGGCGGUGCUGCUCGCUGGCUCUACCAGCUGGAUGAAUUACCGCCAUCAGGCAGACGUGUGUCACGCCUACCAGAUCCUGCACCAGCAUGGCGUGCCAGACCAUCGCAUUAUCGUCAUGAUGUAUGAUGACCUCGCCCACAACGAAGAAAAUCCAACUCCCGGUGUGGUGAUCAACCGACCUGAUGGCCCUAAUGUGUACCCAGGUGUGCUUAAAGACUACACAGGCAAGGAUGUCACCCCUGAGAACUUCCUGAAGGUGUUGCGUGGAGAUGCUGAGGGCAUGAAGGGUAUUGGAUCUGGCAGAGUUCUUAAAACUGGUCCCAAUGAUAGGGUCUUUAUCAACAUGGUGGAUCAUGGUGCUCCUGGUCUCUUUGCCUUCCCAGAUGAGAUUCUGAAUGCCACCGACCUAGCUGACACAUUGCUUGACAUGCAUACGAACCAGAAGUACUUUGAGAUGGUGUUGUAUGUGGAAUCAUGCGAGUCUGGUUCACUAUUCAAGAACCUCCUGCCACAUGACAUUAAUGUGUAUGCUCUGAGUGCAUCCAGCCCUCAUCAGCACUCAUAUGCAUGUUACUUUGACAACCACCUGGGCACCUUCCUCGGCGACGUGUUCAGUGUCAAGUGGAUGGAGGAUUCAGACAUUGAAAAUCUUCAUUAUGAGAGUUUGAAGGCACAGUUCCUGCUGGUACGGAAGGAAGUGAACACCUCGACUGUCAUGCACUGGGGUGACCUCAAGCUGGGCAGCCAAAAAGUGUCCAGAUUUCUUGGUCCUAAGAAGCCUCACAGCAAGCCAGCUCCUCUAAAGUCUGUGGCUUCCAGUAGGAAUGAUCCAUGUUUGACGACCUCGGUGCCCAACCCCGACGUGCCCAUCACCAUCUUGCAGGCCAAGAAACGCAAGGCUGAGACUCCUGAGGAACAACAACACUGGCAGGAGCAGAUUGAUAUCCUACAUAACAACCGACUGACCUUGAAGAUGGCGAUGUGGAACCUGGUAAGGGCAGUGACAGGACAGGAGGAGAAGGCAUCAUACAUGUUGAGCAGCCACCACCAGCAUGACAUUGUGCGCUGGUCCUGUUACCUGGAUUCUGUGAGGAUUGUGCACACCCGCUGCUUUAAUCUGGCACAGAAUGUGUAUGGCCUGCGACUGCUACAUGCUCUGGUCAACCUCUGUGAGCAUGGCUACACUGCUGAUCAGGUCCUGCAAGCCACUGCCUCUGUGUGUCCCAUCGCUGUCAGUGGGGUGAUGUAAGAAAGGACUCCUAUUGCCACUACUGCUGCUCACACAUGCCAGGAGAGAGGAUUUACAUUUAAUGGUAAUGUGAUGAACUGUAGGAGUAGGUGUGGGUGGAAAGUACAGUAGUGGGGUCUCGAUCUUUCUUUCUUAGGUUCUUUUCUUUCCUUGUCUUCUGUACUCUCUCUCUCUCUCUCUCUCUCUCUCUCUCUCUCUCUCUCUCUCUCUCUCUCUCUCUCUCUCUCUCUCUCUCUCUCUCUCUCUCUCUCUCUCUCUCUCUCUCUCUCUCUCUCUCUCUCUCUCUCUCUCUCUCUCUCUCUCUCACAAAAGCUGUGGUGAGGGUCUUCCAUGCUUAGCUUUUGUUGUGCAAUCUUGGUCAUCAUUUAAGUAACACACUGUUCUCAUAUCCUCUUAGUUAAGCAAUUUCCCUCAAUCUUCACUUAUCUUCUAUUUUUUUAGAAUUUAUCAGUUGUCAGUUUGUUGUUAUGAGAUUGUCAUGAAGUUAUUGACUAAGUAACAUAGUGCAUUAAUCUCCACAUAGUUUAAUGUUUUUCCUCAUAUUUGUUUGCAAUCUGUUGUAAGUUUGUUGUUUAGAGGUUGUCUGCAGGUGAGAGGACUGAAGGUGAUGGAGAAAUGUUAUACUGUGAGAGGGAGUGUAGGUUACUUGGCUGGUGAUCGUGGCUGUACCUCAAGGAACUUGUUGAGAUAAAUGCAGUGCAGUGCAGUAAAUGUGCUACAGAAUUGGCUGGCUGAUUGAUUUUGGUGCUACAACAGUGGGAUUAUGGUGCCUCACAUUGACCCUUUCACUGUGAUAGUCCUUAGGAUUUAGUGAAAGGGUUAAGAAUAUUUUUUUUAAGAAACCUAAAUAUAAUUGUGAAAGAUGCAGUUUAGUAAAUUUAUAUAUUAUGCUUACAGUUGUCAGUACAUUGCCAAUAUGUCAUUCAAUGAAAUUUGAAUAUCAAGUUUAUUUAUCAACCUUCAUGAAUGUUACAAGCUGCUUAAAGAAGAGAACAUUACAGUAAACCUAUUGAAGAAUG
Portunus trituberculatus (swimming crab) is the source of this 2547-nucleotide messenger RNA. RefSeq names its product legumain-like. NCBI's taxonomy places the organism in Eukaryota, Metazoa, Arthropoda, Malacostraca, Decapoda, Portunidae. Bases 182 to 1528 code for a protein of 448 amino acids. The record is from RefSeq and is a predicted model, not a curated record. The transcript is spliced from 10 exons. Gene Ontology annotation, biological process: vacuolar protein processing. Gene Ontology annotation, molecular function: cysteine-type endopeptidase activity.